AUGAGAACCGGGCCCUGCUCGAGGGCGUCGAGGACGCCGAGCGCCGCCUUGACCGCGCUCGCCGACAUCGAGCGCCAGGAGGCCGCCGCGCGCCUCGCCCGCGAGGAGUUCCGCCGCCUCGAGAAGCGGCGCGAUGAGGUUGUUCGAUGUUUUGCCUGCUCAGCGAACGAUGCCCAUGCCGUGAUGGUUUCCAUGACCGUGCUGCUUUGCACAAACAAGAUUUCAGAGUCCCAGCGGGAAUUGCUUCAAGCAAGAGAAAUGAUUGAUGAAGCUCACCGUUCCUUGUCUUCUAGUCUUGAGGAAGCUUUGGAGAUAUGUCAAGUGGUGAUGUUGAUGAAGAUAGCGAGAGAAUAG
Miscanthus lutarioriparius is the source of this 354-nucleotide messenger RNA. NCBI's taxonomy places the organism in Eukaryota, Viridiplantae, Streptophyta, Magnoliopsida, Poales, Poaceae. The record is from the annotation of a GenBank genome assembly.